Messenger RNA from Chlamydomonas reinhardtii, 1312 nucleotides. RefSeq lists its product as uncharacterized. Gene Ontology annotation, molecular function: protein dimerization activity. NCBI's taxonomy places the organism in Eukaryota, Viridiplantae, Chlorophyta, Chlorophyceae, Chlamydomonadales, Chlamydomonadaceae. The coding region runs from base 77 to 631 and encodes 184 amino acids. The transcript has a single exon. The record is from RefSeq and is a predicted model, not a curated record.
GUUAAUACAUGCUAGGCCCUAUGGGCCAGCGUUGGGAUUAUUAUUAUUAUUAUUCUGGGACCACGACUCGACUAGCAUGGACCCCAAGAUCAUGCGCGACUUCCGUCGCAUUGUAAAGAAGACGUUCACCAGUGUGGCGGACCAGGCGCAGGUGGAGAGCGAGCUGCAGACGUUUCGCAACAAGGAGGGCGUGUGGGCUGACGCUGGCGACACGGCUGAGCUGAACCGGCAGAAGGUGACCGGCGGCAGCUGGCACGAGAUGUACAGCUCCGGCGCUCCGCUCCUCUGCAAGUUGGCCAUGCGGAUUCUGUCGCAGCCUUCCUCGGCGUGUGCCUGCGAGCGGAACUGGAGCACGUACGAGUUCAUCCACAGCCCACGCCGCAACAAGCUGCAGCCCGGGCGUGCAGCAGACCUGGUGUACGUGUUCUCCAACCAGCGCAUCCUCGACAAGAUGAAGAAGCCCGGCUACCAGCAGGAGGUGGUGCCCUGGCGGAACCGCUGGGAGGAGGAGGAGGAGGAGGAGGACGUGGCGGAGGACGCGGCGGAGGACGGCGCGGAGGAGGGGAGCGCGGCGGAGGAGGUGGACGGUGGGGACACUGACGAUGAAGUGGAUGCCGAUGACGAUGAGUAGCAUAGGGCAUUGGGCACAAGUACCCAGGGCAUGCUGAGCGCAUAUUCGUGACAGUCAGAUGUAUGCAGAUGUGGGCUGUGGGAAGACAGGUACAUGACAAUAAUGUUUAGCCGUGCGACAGGGGGCCACCGUCUUGUUAUUUAUGUUCGUACAUAAUAUGUUGCAUUGAAUUAUGCGUGAUGAACAAUGGCUUGCUCAAGCGUGACCGUUCAUGGCGUGUGCCCGUGAGGGGUUUGGACCGUCGUGAAUCGUUUGCGUCGAAUGUGCAGUUGGCCAGGCCGCAAGGGGCUGGCUUGCAUCUGGACACGUUGGUCUCGUGCACAACACUUGAAUGCCAGAACUAGGCUUGUCUGCAGUCGCCUGAAAGUGGGUUGACGAGUGUUGCGGAACUAAGGCGUACGCAGACCAGAGCGGAAGGCGGAGUGGGCUUGCAGGCGGCACGAGAGUAGGCAGUCAGUAGCGCAGUUGCGCAUUCACAUGUUACCUCGUAACCGAUGGUGAACGCUGUGGACGGUCGCUGGGGGUGGCGCUGUGCAUGUGAUGGGCGCCCCAUAACCAGUGCAGCACGUGCAAGAUCCGUCAGCACACGGGAGGGCCGAAAGCUUGCCAGGCUGCCAGCCUGCCGCCAGUGCGUGUUGGCCUGUGCCGCUGCUGCGAGCGCAUGUGUAAGGACCCCUUUCC